Botrytis fragariae is the source of this 417-nucleotide messenger RNA. RefSeq lists its product as uncharacterized. Lineage: Eukaryota; Fungi; Ascomycota; Leotiomycetes; Helotiales; Sclerotiniaceae. The record is from RefSeq and is a predicted model, not a curated record. Bases 1 to 417 code for a protein of 138 amino acids. The transcript is spliced from 3 exons.
AUGAUGAAUUAUCAACAAGAUGAAAGUAUCAGAGAUCUCAAUGUCGCACUUCAAAGAGUUUUAUUGGCGUUUCCUGGCAACAGUGGUCACCAAUUAAUUCAAGAUACCGUUCGAAGAGCUAUCAACGCAUCUGCAUCGGAAUCACAAUUUCCAACACCAGCAUGCAUUCAAACGGAAGAGGAAUCGAAACAUUUCGAUCAAUUACGUAACUUCAUCGACAACCUUGUCUUGACAGUAACGCCUCAAGCUCUUCCAGCUUCCUCAUCGACAUCAUCAUCAAGUCGGCCAACUUCCGAACACAACAAGCGGAAAUCUCUCGAUGAUCCGGAACAUGAUGCCAAGUUGUCACGGAGAAAGUUGUCAAAAGCAGAGCAGGAAGCAGCGGGAGCUUUGCAAGAAUUAUCAGCCGGUGUUUAA